AUGCCUCCUCGCGGUCGCAAACGAGCGGCAGAGGCUGAGCCCGAAGCACGACCCGAGAGACUCUCCCCUUCGUCCCUUGGGGACCGUGAGCCGCCGCCUCCCUUCUUCAACACUACCUUUUCCACCCACCGCGCAUCACCGCUCUACAUCGGCACCAACACUCUCACUUUUCCGCGGUUGCAAACGCUAUCGCAGCGUCUGCGUGACACCCUCGUGGGAGACGUCGUUAGAGGUGUGCAGGUCGGCUUGGGAGAUGGUGACAGCUCGCUUGGGCGCGCCGGACCCUUGGAGAAGGUCGGCAUUCGUUGGGUCGCGGUUGACGCGUUGCUGGGCGGCACAGAUGAUGCAGAUGUCGACUUGAGUCGAGAUAUGAGCAGUGACGCGGCGGACGGCGGCGAUGCGGAACGCAAGAAGAGGGGCCUGGUGUUCGAGAUCCGAUACGAGAACGCCUUGUGUACGGCUGUGCUGCUGCCAGCGGUCUCCGACCAGGCGGAGGAUGGGCAGCAAGACGGUCUCAAGUCGACGAGCAGCAUACAUAUACCGGGACUGCUUUCCGAAAGCAGCUCAAGGGAGGACAGGCACUUUCUGCGUCUGCCUCUCCUGCUCUUGCGCAUGCCGGCGCCCCUCAAGACCGUCAUCGUCGACUUCCUCUCGAGCACGUUCGAUUGUCGCAUCAGCCCUAUGCGCCUGGGCACGAGGCGUCUCACGGCCACAUGGGAGAGGUGGAUCGCAGACGCCGGGCUUCCCUCGCGGGGCCCUCUAGCCAAAGACAUGGUUCUCACCUUGGGUUUCUACGUCCCAUCCACCCACACCGGCGACGGUAACGAUGAUCAGCCUUCAGAGGGGCUCGGGAUCAAAUCCAUCGACGUCAUCAUCCCGGCCGAGGAAUUACGGCGGUUUGCGAGAGAAGGCAAGCAACUUGCGAGUUCGAGGGCCAAGAAUGGUGAGGCCACCGAGCGUAAAGUGCUCAGCCAGGGCUACGAAAGCGACCAGAGGCAGAGGAAGCGGCUAGCUGGCGGCAAGGCCGACGAAGGAUGGGGAUGGAUCGACGACGGCGACGAAAAGAACCAGGAGCCGUUCCUGCGCGCCUUGGGCGCUUACUUGGACAAGCACCUCGCCCUCGACCUCUUCCAUCCUGGGGUGAGAGUCACCAAGAUCGCCUGCGGCGGGUUCGUGCUCGCAGAAGGACGGGUCAAGGUCUUUGUGCCGCCGAAUGACGAUGACAACGACAACCAAGUAUACCCGCCUGUCAAAAAUCUGGUCGAAGACCUCAUCACCAGCGCAGUGUCAUGA
Colletotrichum higginsianum IMI 349063 is the source of this 1293-nucleotide messenger RNA. RefSeq names its product Siroheme synthase. The record is from RefSeq and is a predicted model, not a curated record. Lineage: Eukaryota; Fungi; Ascomycota; Sordariomycetes; Glomerellales; Glomerellaceae. The transcript has a single exon. The coding region runs from base 1 to 1293 and encodes 430 amino acids.